CAGCUUUUGAGAAAAAGCCUUCAGAAGACACAGUCCCCACAAGCCUGACCCCUCUCCUCCGCCCACCAUGGGCCCCCCAGCGGCCCCCCGCACCUCUCGCCAGGAGAUGCUGGAGGAGGAGGACCCCUCCCCAGUCCCAGAGACUAGGACAACAGAGAAUGGGGCAGCUGCCGGAGAGGAGUGCACCACUGUGGAGGCACAGGUCAAUGAGGACAGUAUGUCGGAGGAGAUGCCUGCUUCUGAAGGGGAAGGCAAGAUGGAGGCAGAUAUUAAGCAAAUGGUCAGUGCGGAUCUGUCUGAUGUGCCCCUCCUGCCAGCCAACCCAAUUCCAGUGGUGAAGAACUCUAUAAAGCUCCGCCUCAGCAGGUAGGAGAGAGGACAGACGCAUCGACUCGCCUCCCAGGCCCCCGGCCCCUAUACCCUGAACUCUACUGUGGGUGUCCUAAGACAUUCUCAGUCCUCUGCCACGGAAUGCCCACAGUGCUGCAGAUAAAGACACAGACCGACAACACAGGCGACUAGACAGACAGUCAUCUCUUUUCAACCAGGGACAUUGUCAGUUGACACGAAGGACGUAGCUGCAAAUGUCUCCACAAGAGGGCGAUGUUGCUCUUCUGCUGAAUUCUCCUGGUGGCUUCCAACCUAUACCUUACUGGUUAAAGGGUAGGAGUUAUCCCAUAGACACAGAUCUAGGAUCAGCACACCUUCCCCGGAGUCUUAGUAAAACACAAAACGGACCCAAGAUCAAAUAUGUCGGCAUCUUCAUCCUACUCCUUCCAGAGCUGCUGGUUACCAGGAAUAAACAACGUGACAUAAAGGUGUCAUCUUUCCUGUGCAUGCAGACGUGUGUGUGCUGUGCG
This is a messenger RNA of Oncorhynchus masou masou (cherry salmon), 860 nucleotides long. Its product is annotated as poly(A) polymerase alpha-like. The record is from RefSeq and is a predicted model, not a curated record. The coding region runs from base 68 to 370 and encodes 100 amino acids. Lineage: Eukaryota; Metazoa; Chordata; Actinopteri; Salmoniformes; Salmonidae. The transcript is spliced from 3 exons.